ACUGGUCACAUGACCUCCAUCUUACGUUCCUGAGUCUCUCAGUUGUUUCCGGCUGCGUCCGUGCGUGUAUGUGACAGAUUCUGCUGCUGCUGCUUUCUGCUGCUGCUGCAGGGACGCAAGGAGAGAGGCGGUUGUGCGGGGCUGCUGCUGGUGUGUAGGACAUCAUGGGAGGCGGAGAUCUGAAUUUGAAAAAAAGCUGGCACCCACAGACAUUGCGCAAUGUGGAGAAAGUGUGGAAAGCAGAGCAAAAACAUGAAGCGGAACAGAAGAAAAUUGAGGAACUACAGCGGGAGCUGCGAGAAGAGAGGGCACGGGAAGAGAUGCAGAAAUUUGCUGAGGAUACAGGAGCUGUGAAAAAAAAGGAUGAAAAAUUGGACUGGAUGUACCAAGGGCCAGGAGGCAUGGUGAACAGGGAGGAAUACCUAUUAGGUAGGCCAGUGGACAAGUUCAUCCUUGAUAAAAUGCAGGACCCUGAAACUGGGCCUUCUACGGAGACUGGACUUCUCCCAGGAUCUAUAUUUACUGCUUCUGGAGCCACUUCUUCCUUGGACAUUGCAAACAAGAUCCGUGAGGAUCCACUCUUCAUGAUCAGAAAAAGAGAAGAUGAGAAAAGACGAGAAGUGCUAAAGAAUCCUGUGAAGAUGAAGAAGAUUAGAGAACUGUUACAGACCAGCCUAGAGAAGAAAAGCAAGAAUAAGAAGAAGAAGGAAAAGAAAAAGAGAAAGAAGGAGAGGCGGUCGAGCUCCAGCAGCAGUGAAUUGGAGAGCAGCAGUGAUCAGGAUGAUAGGAGCCGUAGCAGGUCUUCUAAAUACCGUCAUGAAUCCCCAUCUACACGUGUUCGGCAGAAGGUGCCAGGCUAUGGACUCCAGGUCCGGGAUUCUAGUAAAAGCAACAAGCGAGAGGAUUCAGCAGAACAGGUCAGGCACAGGGGUCACUCGAGAAGUCCACAUCGUGACAGAAUGCAAGAAAGAUCUAGAACAGACAGCAAACAUGGGAGAAGUCCCUCACCAAAGAAAGAAGAGAAGUACAGGAGACAAAGGGUGUCUGGAUACACAAAGAAGCUCUCUGCCGAAGAGCUUGAGCUUCGCAGGUUAGAGAUGAUGGAGAAUGCCCGAAAGAGGGAGCUAGAGAGAGAAAGUAAUGUGCGCAGGUACAAAAAAGAGGAGGAGAAUGAACAAAAAAACGAUCAACAAAAAAAGGACAGCAAAUUUAUACAUCAUAUGAAGCUGGAGAGUGCAGCCUGCUCGUCAGUGGAGGACAGAGUCAAACGCAAUAUUCAUGGGAUUCAGCGCACUGCCUCAGCCCUGGACAAGAACUUCAUGAAAAGAUAACUUCAGGACUGUGUGCCAAUGUUUGUUCAUGGACUUUUAUAGCCACUUUCCCCUGUUACUUACAUGCUACUUUGUUUCAUCCUGUUUUCCAAGACUAAUACAAAUUCACAGUUUUUUUACAAAGAAA
Molecule: messenger RNA, 1458 nt
Organism: Pseudophryne corroboree (corroboree frog)
Lineage: Eukaryota; Metazoa; Chordata; Amphibia; Anura; Myobatrachidae
Gene: CWC25
Product: CWC25 spliceosome associated protein homolog
Exons: 10
Coding region: 165-1331 (388 amino acids)
Biological process (GO): mRNA splicing, via spliceosome
Cellular component (GO): U2-type spliceosomal complex
Source: RefSeq, a predicted model, not a curated record